AUUGAUUUUCAGCGAUUACAUGGAAACAAAUAAAUUUAGAAUGGCUAUUAAUUUGGAAAUCAUAUGUUAGAUAUUUCAAUUGGAUAGCGGAUUCUUAAAUCUCUAAUAUGUUCUAAUGUUCACUAAAAGUAAUAUUUAUUAUACUAUUCAGAUUACUUCUUGUAAUUCCAAGUUUUUGACCAAUCAAAAAAUUGAUACGUUUCGUUAAAUCUAUUGUACUAAAUCAAUCAACUGAUUAAAACUAAAUCCAAAACCUGUCAGAGACACUUGAAGGGAAUUUGAUUUAAUGAAGACAUAUUGUUAUUGGUUCUUUAGUAUACAUUAUCCUUUACUCAAUAUGAUCAUAUUAGAGUUGCUUAUGCAUCGAAGUGUCCAUUAGAUAUUGUCCGGUAAAUUUGUAUUUGCAGUUUCACCGAAAUGGAAGGAAUCAAACUAGGAAAAGAUCCGUUAUUCACAUUGAUUGAAAUAACUCAUGAAUUGAAAACUCGUUUUUCAAAGAUUUCAUUUUUCAUUAGAAUCUUGGGUGUUUUUGCUGCAGUCUCUCUAAUGACAUCUUUGAUAUCAACAGUCUUCUAUGAAAACAAACAGCAUCUCCAAUACAUGGGACUGAUAAGUUUAUUUCACAUUUUUAAUUUAUUAUUAACCGAGUUUAAUCAAAAAUGGAAACAUCGUUACAUAUUUUUGACAGUCAUCAUAAUCCACUGCCUUUGGCUCGGAUCAACUUGCCUUUUCCUCAUUACAUACAUUUUUAUCCUUGAACCAAAAGAGAAUUCAUCUAAACGCGAUUUCAACAAGGAGAUUCAUUUUCAUGUUGUUCUCUUUCUUUACUUUGCGACAUCCCUUGUAUUAUUUUAUCAUGUCAAUGAUUUUUGUGAAUACUUAAUCAGGAAUCCAUUGGUAGCCUCGAAAGAGGAGACAAUAAUACAAAAAUCUUCAACAUCCUCUAUAAAAUCAACUGGCUCAUCUCCACCGUUACCACCACCGUUACCUUUGGUUCAUCCACCGAGUUACAAGUCACUUGAAAUACCAAAUUUGGGGAAAAAGGAAUUGCAAAUUAAGCCGAUAAAUGAACUUCAGUUGCAGCUCAAACCGAUUAAAAAGGUUCAAACAAAUGUUCAACCAAAAGCUCAAGCAAAAGCUCAAACAAAGGUUCAACCAAAGGUCCAACCCACAUUAAGUCCAACAAAAAUGCCAAUAAAACUCAAUAAAGUAGCAAAAAAAUGAACAUUUGAUUAUCAUUCGUACGUUUAA
Messenger RNA from Tetranychus urticae (two-spotted spider mite), 1251 nucleotides. RefSeq lists its product as uncharacterized. Lineage: Eukaryota; Metazoa; Arthropoda; Arachnida; Trombidiformes; Tetranychidae. The record is from RefSeq and is a predicted model, not a curated record.